Molecule: messenger RNA, 3522 nt
Organism: Aureococcus anophagefferens
Lineage: Eukaryota; Pelagophyceae; Pelagomonadales; Pelagomonadaceae
Exons: 2
Coding region: 1-3522 (1173 amino acids)
Source: RefSeq, a predicted model, not a curated record
AUGGCUGCCGCUCGCGCCGCGCUGCUGCUGCUGGGGUGCGCCGCGGUGGCCCGGUGCGACGACGGCUGCUGGAGCUCCUUCCGCGAGGCGACGACCGACGAGUGCCCCGGCGAGUUCGACACGGUCUACGCCUGCGACUCCGACGGCCUGAGCGUGGGCGACCUCUGCGAGAGCGACGGCGAGUGCGGCCUGAGCACGUCGCUGGACAACUGCGAGGACGACGGCGUCGACGGCGACUUCUACGUCGUCGCCGGGGCGCCGUCCUACGCGCCCACGACCUACGCCCCGACCGCGGCGCCGACGGCGCUCGAGUGCCCGUACCUCUUCGCGCUACCCGAGGACGACGGCGACUGCCCGGACCCCGUGGUCCUGACGGCGUCCUACCCGCACUGCGGCCAGGCCGGGCUCGGCGUCGGCGACCUCUGCGAGGGCGACGGCGAGUGCGCGACGUCGAACAACCUCGACAACUGCGAAGACGCGAACGGCGACUUCGAGGCGGACAUCUACCGCGUCGUCGCCGCGGACCCGACGGCCGCGCCGACGGCCAUGGUCUGCCCCGACUACCUCGAGGAGGUGGACCUCGACGACUGCCCGGACCCCGUCGUCUUGACGGCGUCGUACCCGCACUGCGGGUCGCCGCACCUGACGAUCGGCGACAUGUGCGAGGGCGACAACGAGUGCGGCACGUCCAACGGCCUGGACAACUGCCCCGACGCCGCCGGCGACAUGGAGGCGGACAUCUACCUCAUCGUCGGCGGGAACCCGACGCGCGCGCCGACGACGCCGCUCCCGACCGACGUCCAGUGCCCGGACUACGUCGCGGCCCUCGCCUACGACUCCGACGACUGCCCGGAUCCCAUCGUGUUAACGGCGUCCUACCCGCACUGCGGCCAGGUCGGCCUGGACGUCGGCGAUCUCUGCGAGGGCGACGGCGAGUGCGGCACGACGAACGGCGUCGACAACUGCGAGGACGCGGCCGGCGACAUGAAGGCGGACAUCUACCGCAUCGUCGCGGACGCGCCGACGUCCGCGCCGACGGAGAUCCAGUGCCCCGACUACCUCGAGGAGGUGGACCUCGACGACUGCCCGGACCCCGUCGUCCUGACGGCGUCGUACCCGCACUGCGGGUCGCCGCACCUGACGAUCGGCGACAUGUGCGAGGGCGACAACGAGUGCGGCACGUCCAACGGCCUCGACAACUGCCCCGACGCCGCCGGCGACAUGGAGGCGGACAUCUACCUCAUCGUCGGCGGGAACCCGACGAAGGUCCCGACGUCCGCCGCGCCGUCCGCGCUCGCGUGCCUCUCGUACCGCGAGGCGACGAGCGACGAGUGCCCCGAGGACGCGGACAUCGAGAACUGCGGGUUCCCGGGCCUCGAGGUCGGCGACCUCUGCGAGACCGACGGCGAGUGCGGCCUGGACCACGAUCUGGACAACUGCGAGUACGGGGGCACGCAGCAGGCCGACAUCUACGUCGUCGUCGCGGCGCCGGACCCCACGGCGGCGCCGAGCACGCCCGCGCCGUCGCCCGUCGUCUGCGCCGAGGUGCGCGAGGCGACGAGCGACGAGUGCCCGGACGACGCGGACCUCGCGCCGUGCUCGACGAUCGGCCUCGAGGUCGGCGACCUCUGCGAGAGCGACGGCGAGUGCGGCCUCGACCACGACCUCGACAACUGCGAGUACGGCGGCGAGCAGAACGCGGACAUCUACGUCGUCGUCGGCGCGCCGAGCGCCGCGCCGAGCGCCGCGUGCGCGGCCGACGACGCCGCCUGGGCGAAGACGGACGCGCCCUGGAAGGACUGCGGCUGGGUGGGGAGCCUGCCGUCGGCGCGCUGCGCGGUCAAGGGGCCCGACGCCUCCGGCGCCACCGUCGAGGCCCAGAACGCAUGCUUCGCGACGUGCUGCGGCUACCCGUUCCCGACGUCCGCGCCGACGGCCGCGCCGGCCGCGGGCGACGGCGCGGGCGACGACGGCGCGGGCGACGACGGCGCGGGCGACGACGGCGCGGGCGACGACGGCGCUGCGGACGACGGCGCGGACGACGACGGCGCGGGCGCGGACGACGCUGCGGACGACGGCGCCGCGACCGCCGACGACGCCGCCGCGACCGCCGACGACGGCGCUGCGACGACCACCGACGACGGCGCCGCGACCGCGGACGACGCCGCGACCGCGACCGACGAUGCCGCCGCCGCCGCGGACGACGCCACGACGACCGCGGACGACGCGACCGCGGACGACGCCGCCGCCGCGACCGCGGACGACGCCGCCGCCGCGACCGCGGACGACGCCGCCGCCGCGACGGACGACGCCGCGGCCGCGGACGACGCCACGGCCGCGCCCUCGCCGACCCCCCCGACGGCGGCGCCGACGGCGUGCGCCGACAACGACGCGUGGCACAAGGUCGGCACGAUGUGGAAGAACUGCUCCUGGGUCGCCGAGUACCCGAACCUGCGCUGCGACACCGUGGGCGUCGACUCGUCCGCCGCGGGCAGCAGCGACGACGAGAACCACGUCGUCGCCGCGGACGGCGACGGCUGCCCCUACUCCUGCGGCUGCACGCAGCUGCCGACGGCGCAGCACACGGCGGCGCCGAGCCCCGCGACGCACGCCAACGCCACGGUCUACGCGUCGGCGUCCGUCGUCGUCGGCGGCGUGGACUCGGACUUCGUCGCGGACUGGGACGACGUCGUGUUCAGGGCAGCAAAAGAGAGCGAAAUUCCCAACUUCAAAGGCUCAUAUCUCGGCCGUUUUCCACUCGACACGACGGACGCGUUCGCGCACGGCCUCGCGGCGGCCCUGGACACCGUGGACGACGCCGACGACGUCGCGGACGUCGAGGCGUCGUCCUACGCGUCGACGUCCCGGCGCCGCCUGCGCUUCCUGCGCCGGAGGCUCGACGACGGCUCCGGCGCGCCGAGCCCGAUCCCGAGCCCGAUGCCGACGCCCCUCCCGACGUCCCUGGGCCUCUCGGCGUCCAUCGCGUUCGUGGCCGAAUUGCUCGGCAACGCGACCAUGACGGCGGCGGAGGGCGAGCGGCUCUACGCGGCGUUCCUCGAGGACCUCGAGGCCGCGGUGACGGGCGGCACGCUCGCGGCGGCGCUCCUCGCGGACUGCAACGGCACGGAGCUCUGCGACGCCACGCUCGACGAGGCCGCGUCCCUCGCGGCGUUGGCGUCGUCGACGGUCGCGUUCUCCUGGGUCGGCGAGCCCGAGGUCGACGACGGCGCGGCGGCGUCGUCGUCGUCGUCGAAGAAGAAGGCCGACGACGACGACGGCGCCGCGACGGCCGCGGGCGGCCUCAUGAUCAUCCUGCUCUGCGUCGGCGGCCUGCUCCUCAUCUGCGUCAUCCUGCUCCUCGUCUUCGUCUGCCGCCGCCGGAGCGAGAAGGACGACAAGUGGCAGGACGCGGAGGCCGCGUCGCUGUCCAAGGAGCCCGACGACCUCGACGAGAAGUUCUUCGAGACGGAGCCGGAGGUCGAGGGCCUCGUCGACGACUUCCUCGGCGAGAGGAAGGCCUAG